Molecule: messenger RNA, 1324 nt
Organism: Panicum virgatum (switchgrass)
Lineage: Eukaryota; Viridiplantae; Streptophyta; Magnoliopsida; Poales; Poaceae
Product: histone deacetylase HDT2-like
Exons: 10
Coding region: 133-1053 (306 amino acids)
Source: RefSeq, a predicted model, not a curated record
CUCUGCUCCUUUUAAAAGCCUGCCCGGCUCCGCUCCGUUCCUCCAUUCGUCCCCUCGGCCGGCGGCUUAAACCCUAGGCUCCUCCAUCGCCGCGUCUUCAUCGCAGCCGCCGCCGCUUUCUCCGUCGCGCCGAUGGAGUUCUGGGGUCUUGAAGUAAAGCCUGGAACCACUGUUAAGUGUGAUCCUAGCGAUGGCUACAUCCUUCACCUUUCCCAGGCUGCUCUUGGGGAAUCAAAGAAAAGCGACAAUGCAUUGAUGUAUGUCAAAGUUGAUGAUCAAAAGCUGGCCCUUGGUACCCUCUCACAUGACAAGUACCCUCAAAUCCAAUUUGAUUUGGUCUUUGACAAAGAGUUUGAGCUGUCACACACCUCAAAAGCUGCCAGUGUGUUCUUCUCUGGAUACAAGGCGGAGCAACCCGGUGUUGAAGAUGAAAUGGAUUUUGGUCCUGAAGAAGAUGAAGAUGAAGAGGAAGAGCUGAACAUUCCUGUAAUCAAGGAAAAUGGCCAAGCUCAAGGGAAGGAGGAGCAGAAAAGCAAGGCGGCGCCUGCGGCUUCAAAUUCAAGUCCUGCUGUAAAGGAUGUUGAAAAGAAAAGCAAGGACGAGGAUGACAGUGACGAGGAUGAAACUGAUGAUGAUUCUGAUGAUGAUGAUCUAUCUUCUGAGGAAGGCGAUGCUGAUUCAAGUGACGAGGUUGAUUCCAGUGAGGAUGAUGAGGACAGUGAGGAUGAUGAGGAUGAAGAAACACCAACUCCCAAGAAGCCAGAGGUAGGCAAGAAGAGAGCAGCGGAAAAUGCUCCAAAGACUCCUGUUUCUGAUAAGAAAGCGAAAGUUUCCACACCAUCUGGCCAUAAGACAGGUGGUAACAAGGGCACUGCCCAUGUGGCAACUCCGCACCCAGCAAAGAAGGUGAGCAAGACCCCUGCAAACAAUGACAAGUCAAAGGAGAAGUCCCCGAAAUCUGGUGGGUCAGUCUCGUGCAAGUCGUGCAGCAAGACGUUCAACAGUGACAUGUCUCUGCAGGCUCACUCGAAGGCCAAGCAUGGUGGGAAGUGAGGGACUCUCUGCGGUGGAAGUUGGUGCCUUUUUACAGUCCGGGAAGAAAUGUGGGUGUUAGGCCUUAUUUUGGGACGAGACGUGUCUUAGCGGUUGUUAUGUGAUUUUUGCGUUCGUGGAGACUCUAAUGCUGCAGUGAACUUAUAUUCUGGGUUCGGAUGGUAGUUAUGAAUUGUUGAAUCUGCCUCGAUGGUUCUGCUUGGUUUUUGGUAUACGUGGAAGCCUGCCUGGCUACUGCUUUGGAUGAAUUGUUCGGCAGGACUUAUUUGCA